AGAAAGUUCAGCUCACCGUCGAGACUCCUAUUAGCGCAAACAUGAAGCUUCUCUUGGUCCUCUCAGUGUUGGUAGGAUUGGCAGCUGCCGACGAUCUCGCCGUGCAGCAGCAGGCCGUGAACAGACUCCUGCUCAAAGUUACUGAGCCCAUCAGGAGUUACUUUACGGAUCUGCGCCAAGCCGCUGAUUCCUGGGACCCACGUGAGCACAAGAGCAGCUACACAGAUGAAGGCGCGGCUGCUGAAACUCUCUUGAAAGAGAUCGAGUCUCACCGAGUCUUGGAGCAGAAGAAAAUCUUCUCUCUCUUCAAUACCCGCCAGCGAGAAGAGGCCAUCAUGCUUGUCCAUGUCCUCCUCAACAGCAAGGACUUCGAAACUUUCAAGAACAGCGCUGCGUAUUUCCGAGAGAGGGUUAACGAGGGAGAAUUUGUCUACGCUUUGUACGUGGCCGUCACUCACUCCGAGCUCACGUCUGAUAUUGUGCUGCCUCCCCUCUAUGAGGUCACCCCUCACCUCUUCACCAACUCCGAGAUCAUCAACAAGGCAUACGGCGCUAAGAUGACCCAGACUCCUGGCAAGUUCAAGAUGAGCUUCACUGGAUCCCAGCAAAACCCGGAACAAAGGGUCGCUUACUUCGGAGAGGAUGUUGGCAUGAACUCCCACCACGUUCACUGGCAUAUGGAUUUCCCCUUCUGGUGGGACGGACACAAGAUUGACAGGAAAGGAGAACUUUUCUUCUGGGCUCAUCACCAGCUGACCGCCAGAUUCGAUGCUGAGCGAUUGUCCAACCACAUGCCCAUGGUGGAUGAACUUUACUGGGACCGUCCUAUCUAUGAGGGUUUUGCUCCCCAUACGACAUACAGGUACGGUGGAGAGUUCCCGUCUCGUCCCGACAACAAGAUCUUCGAAGACGUUGAUGGAAUCGCUCGCAUUCGUGACAUGAAGAUCUUGGAAUCCCGCAUUCACGACGCCAUCGAUCACGGAUACAUCGAAGAUGCUCAGGGAAAUCAUAUUGCACUGGACGAGGAACACGGCAUCGACAUCCUGGGGAACAUUAUUGAAUCGUCGACCUACAGCCCCAACCCUCAGUACUACGGUUCUCUCCAUAACGUCGCCCACAUAAUGCUGGGGCGACAGGCUGAUCCUCACGGUAAAUUCAACCUCCCCCCCGGUGUCAUGGAGCACUUCGAAACUGCUACCCGAGAUCCCUCUUUCUUCCGUCUGCACAAGUACAUGAACAACAUCUUCAAGGAUUACAAGAACACGCUUGCUCCAUACACCGCCGAGGACCUUGGAUACGCCAACGCCCAAAUCACCGACCUCUCAAUCGACGGUGAGCUCUCUACCUUCUUCGAAGACUACGAAUUCAACUUGAUCAACGCCAUUGACGAUACUGAAAGCAUCGACGAUGUUGACAUCACCACCUACGUGUCUCGCCUCAACCACAAGGACUUCUCCUACAACAUCGGAGUCACGGCUAACGCUGAUGAGGUGGCAACCGUACGCAUCUUCCUGUGCCCCAAGUUGGACUCGAACGGCAUCGAGUAUACCCUCGACGAGGCUCGAUGGGGCUGCAUCCAAGUCGACAAAUUCUGGACUAGUCUGUCUGCCGGCAAGAACACGAUCACGCGCAAGGCCUCGGAAUCUUCCGUCACAAUCCCCGACCGCACGCACUUCCAGACUCUGAUCGACGAAGCCGACGAAGCAGUAAAGUCUGGCUCUGCCCUAGAGAAGCACAACGCCCGCGCCUGUGGUCUGCCCCAGCGUCUCCUGCUGCCUAAGGGCAAUGAGGAGGGCUUGGAAGUUGAGCUCUUCGUGAGCAUCACGUCCGGAGAUGAUGCCGUGCACAGCGAUCUCGUGUCCAACGACCACGGUGGCAGCUACGGAUAUUGCGGCAUCAAGGGACAAGAAUAUCCCGAUAAGCGCGCCAUGGGAUAUCCAUUCGACAGGAGGGUUCCUGACGACAGGACUUUCAGGCAGCCGAACAUCAAGUGGGAGACCGUCAAGAUCUUCCACCACGACCAUUAAUGAGGCAAUUUUUGGGACAAUAUCUUCCAUCAGGAUAUUUCUAGAUGGAAACUUGUGCUCUGACUCCAUAGCGAAUGAGUAAUGAGGCUAGUUUUUUCAUCGUAUUAUACAAUAGAAAAAAUUGGUUGACAUUUUCUUGUGGAGUUCAUGGGCAAAACUUCCACCGUUAGAAUGAUCAAGUUGGGAAUUGGAGUCCCUUUUUGCUACAAAACGGUUUGAUGAAUUGAUCAGAUUGUCUCCGGAACUUCAAUCAGUGCGAAAAUUUUAUCACUGUAUUGACAGUAGCCGAGGCAGAGGAAAAUUUAAUAAAAUACAGGCAUUCAAAAA
This is a messenger RNA of Hyalella azteca, 2354 nucleotides long. Its product is annotated as hemocyanin B chain. The coding region runs from base 42 to 2027 and encodes 661 amino acids. The record is from RefSeq and is a predicted model, not a curated record. Lineage: Eukaryota; Metazoa; Arthropoda; Malacostraca; Amphipoda; Hyalellidae. The transcript is spliced from 2 exons.